Molecule: messenger RNA, 2535 nt
Organism: Planococcus citri (citrus mealybug)
Lineage: Eukaryota; Metazoa; Arthropoda; Insecta; Hemiptera; Pseudococcidae
Gene: Culd
Product: CUB and LDLa domain
Exons: 14
Coding region: 23-2290 (755 amino acids)
Cellular component (GO): plasma membrane
Molecular function (GO): protein binding
Source: RefSeq, a predicted model, not a curated record
AUAUGUAUUUGUUCAUUACGGAAUGCAUCUCGUUAGUUUCACUAUAAUAUUUUUCACUAUAAUGUGUAUUCUACAUCUGACAUAUUGUACGAAAGUAAUUGACAUUUGUAAUUCUCCUGAAAAGAGGUUUUAUGUAAAUGUAGAUUCAAGUAGUAUUAUAUCAGCGUGGAAUGUGAUGGAGAAAACGAGUAAUUUAUCUAAAUGCCAAGUAGAAUUGAUGGCGUGCUCAUCCUGUAUGAUAUCCGCAAAAAUAAAAAUCCUUGAAAUGCUGAAAAUGGAUGAAAUUGUUGGUGACGUGAAACACCUGAGAAAAUCAUGCAACGGAGACCGUCUUGAAAUAGCAGAACCCCUACCUAAAGUCCACGUUAAGAGAAUAUUUUGUCCCAAACAUGUUGGAAAUAACACUGUCUCUAAAUUCACAUAUCGUUCUCAGACCAAAAGUGUAGCAAUAAAUUUUUAUUACAGUGCAAAUUACACCCAUCCAUUCAUUUUAGAAUUUACAAUCAAACGCAACAUUAGAAAUUUUGAAAUAACUUUGGACACAGAUUCAUUAGAAAACACAAUUACGUCUCCAUUUUUCCCUGUUCACUAUCCGUCAGAUUACCGAGCUCAGUACAAUAUUAAAUGCUCGUCCGAAAUAAGUGAAAAUUGUCGAAUAAAAUUGUUUUUCUUGGAUUAUCAAAUAGCACCUCAAUCUCUGUUAGAAUUUUUUGAAAACAGAGUGAAUCGAAUCGGUAUAACAAGUGGCCGAAUAUUCAGGCCACCGAUUAUAAUUUCAAAUGGAAGAACAUUGUCGAUCAACUUUUACGCAAACAAAGCUUCCAGUUUCGGAUUUAAAUUCAAUUACUCGGCUGUUUUAGGUGAAGAUGACCCUAUUUCUUUGAAGCCAGAAACGAGCUGCGGUGGUAAUGUCGGUGAUAUCGGAGGAACUAUUAUAAUGACUAAAAUGGCAAAGAAAUUUGAAACCAUCGCUUACGACUGUAUAUGGAUUAUUAAGCCCCUGCAAGAAUAUUUCAAAACGCAUUUAUUGAUCAAAAUCAUUUCAUUUUUUGAUAUGGAACAACCCAGCAAGUUGGAAAUUCAUCAAGGAUUGACAUCUGGACACAGAAGAGCUAAACAUAUAUAUUUUCGUAAUGAAUCUAAUCAGACUGUGACAGGCGUGCAAGAAGAAUUAAUAGGAACUAUGAAUACCGGGUUCUAUAUUUAUCUAAACGGAUUAUUCAAUUCGAGAUCUCGAUUCAUCAUUACAUAUUCUUCAUUUUCAUUUUCCAACUUCCACGAAACAGAGAAUUUUUUGAAACCAGCUGUCGAUAUUCCAGAUGUCACUGAAGUUUGUUACAUUGCCAGCGACUUUUUGUGUCGUAAUCAUCGAUGUAUAUCUGGACAUCUGCGCUGUGAUGGUUUUGAUCAUUGUGGCGAUGGUAGUGAUGAAUUACAAUGUGAAAAUGACAUUGAAGAAGAUUACCACCAUCGUCAAAAUUACUAUUUUCCGAAAACAGAAUCAUUUUCGUAUGUUCCAACUGGUUUAAUAUUUUCAUUUUUUAUAACGCUCUCAAUAUUCCUUUUAUGUUCGUUAAUUGGUACGUUGGUAAACCGAACGCAACAGCCCUCCGAACUGAAUCGUGCUUUAGGAACCUUAAAUCAAAUGAUAGCGGAACACAGGCCCAGAAUAAGGAAUAAUUCCACUGAAAUGGCAUCUAAUCAAGAACCACCACCUCGUUAUGAAUCACCUCCAAACUAUCAAGAGAUCAUGGAAAUGCAGAUUUUUCUCGAUAAUCAAACGAAGAGAUCAAAAGAACCAAAAUGCAAGCACAAUCGAUCAACGUGUCGAGAAUUCAAAAACAACACUCGCGCAGGAUGUAGCCAUUCUUUAAUUAUGUCCGGAGACCAAGAAUCUGCACAACACUCUUCCUCUGAUGAAAGUUUGUACGAUGGUAAUGGAAUUGUAUUAAAAAAAUACGCGAUAUUUAAAAAAUCAGACCACCAUGCGAAAAACUCAUUCGAUUCCACAACAUCAAGUGACUCGAAUGUAAUUACGAAAAAUGAUAAACUCGAAAAAAUCAACAAGAAAACGAAGCUUCGUAAUAAAGUAGUACUUGAAAGAAAGAUAAAAAUUCUACUAUCAAAAAGUACUAAUAAUUUAGUUCGUGAAAUUUCAGAUAAUCAGUGCAAAAUCAGAUUAUGCAAAAGCGUAGAAGGAUUACCUUCACAAUUAAAAUUAAUAAAUCGCGACUUUUAUGGCGAUGAAAAACCGAACUGUCAUACAAUUUUACAGACGUACGACGAAUAAAAAUGAAUUACUUAUUCUGAAAUAAAAUUGUUUAUAAAUUGCAAUGUUUAUAACAAGUUUUAUGGUACAUAAACAAAUUGGUAAUACAUAGAUACAUACAUAAAAAAUAUAACAUAUAAAAUGGUAGUAUAGAAAUAAUAACUGAUCAUGUCAUUAGACAGUGAAAUAUUAAACCAUAUAAUGAUAUAUUUAUUUCUAAAUUUGUCAUGUUGAAUAAAAAAUUAUUAAAAACUUGUAUUUUUGCG